This is a messenger RNA of Cynara cardunculus var. scolymus (artichoke), 1693 nucleotides long. Its product is annotated as serine/threonine-protein kinase BSK5. Gene Ontology annotation, molecular function: protein kinase activity; protein binding; ATP binding. Gene Ontology annotation, biological process: protein phosphorylation; brassinosteroid mediated signaling pathway. The transcript is spliced from 10 exons. The record is from RefSeq and is a predicted model, not a curated record. Lineage: Eukaryota; Viridiplantae; Streptophyta; Magnoliopsida; Asterales; Asteraceae. The coding region runs from base 64 to 1536 and encodes 490 amino acids.
CUCUCUUCCAUCACAACAAAAGGAAACCCAGUUGUUGCUGUUUGAUUUCUUCAAGGACCAGCCAUGGGAGCUCGUUGUUUUUUCCUUUCUUUCUGUGGGUGGUCUAAUCUUAAAUCCAAUGAUACUCAUCCGUCUGAUCUGGAGAACGGUGGUGGGGAUAACGAUAAGCUAAAGCUGCCAGCUUUUAGAGAGUACAAGUUAGAUCAACUAAGAGCCGCAACUGGUGGGUUUUCUGUGGAGAAUAUUGUAUCUGAGCAUGGCGAGAAGGCACCCAAUGUUGUCUAUAAAGGAAAGCUUGAAGAUGAUGAUCGUUUGAUCGCAGUUAAGCGGUUCAACAAGUCAGCUUGGCCUGAUACUCGCCAAUUCCUGGAUGAAGCAAAAGCAGUUGGACAACUUAGGAGCCAAAGAUUAGCCAAUUUGUUGGGAUGUUGCUGUGAAGGAAAUGAGAGAUUGCUAGUGGCAGAGUUCAUGCCUCAUGAUACUUUAUCCAAACAUCUAUUUCAUUGGGAAAGCCAACCACUUAAAUGGGAAAUGCGUUUACGUGUGGCUCUGUAUUUGGCACAAGCAUUAGACUACUGCAGCAGCAAAGGGCGAUCUCUUUACCACGACCUUAAUGCUUACAGAGUCUUGUUUGAUCAGGAUUGCAAUCCCAGGCUCUCAUGCUUUGGCUUAAUGAAGAAUAGCCGAGAUGGAAAAAGCUAUAGCACAAAUUUAGCUUUCACCCCUCCGGAAUAUAUGAGAACAGGUAGAGUGAUAGCUGAAAGUAUAGUUUACAGCUUCGGCACCAUACUGCUUGAUCUUCUUAGCGGAAAGCACAUUCCCCCGAGCCAUGCACUUGAUUUGAUAAAAGGGAAGAAUUUUCAGAUGCUAACAGAUUCAUGUUUAGAAGGUCAUUUCUCCAAUGAUGAUGGAACUGAGUUGGUAAGGAUAGCAUCACGCUGUUUGCAGUAUGAACCUCGAGAGAGGCCCAACGCAAAGUCUGUUGUGGCUGCGCUCACUCCUCUUCAGAAACAAACAGACGUUUCGUCCCUCGUCUUGAUGGGAAUUAGUAAUGAACCUUCAGCGGCCACACAAAUCUCAAACCUGUCACCACUUGGAGACGCUUGCUCGAGAAUGGAUUUGACUGCCAUACACGAGAUACUGGAGAAGAUUGGAUAUAGUGGUGACGAGGGGGUUACAGAUGAGCUCUCAUUCCAAAUGUGGACAAAUCAGCUACAGGACACCUUAAAUGGCAAGAAGCGUGGGGACAGCGCCUUUCGAGCCAAGGAUUUCAACACUGCUAUCGAAUGUUACACAAGUUUCAUUGAGAGCGGGACCAUGGUGUCGCCAACAAUGUACGUAAGACGCUGCUUGUGUUACUUGAUGAAUAAUAAGGCACAAGAAGCACUUGGAGAUGCCAUGCAAGCACAAGUCAUAUCGCCUGAUUGGUCGACUGCACUUUAUCUCCAAGCGGCUGCUCUGUUUACCCUCGGAAUGGACAACGAUGCCCGUGAAACGCUUAAAGAUGGCGUUUCGCUGGAUUCUGAAACAAAAUGAAAAUGAAAAUUUGUAGAUUUUGUGUUGGUGGUUUUAGGAAAUGUGGUUGUAGUUGUAGAUAUGUGCAUUGUGUUCCUAUCAGAGACAUGCAUCAGAGUGUUUGUUAUGUGCAUUCAUCAAAAUUAAAUGAUUUAUAAACUAUCUGUUGGCUUAUGCA